Messenger RNA from Kockovaella imperatae, 1641 nucleotides. RefSeq names its product origin recognition complex subunit 2-domain-containing protein. The record is from RefSeq and is a predicted model, not a curated record. Gene Ontology annotation, molecular function: DNA replication origin binding. The transcript is spliced from 2 exons. Bases 1 to 1641 code for a protein of 546 amino acids. NCBI's taxonomy places the organism in Eukaryota, Fungi, Basidiomycota, Tremellomycetes, Tremellales, Cuniculitremaceae. Gene Ontology annotation, cellular component: nucleus; nuclear origin of replication recognition complex. Gene Ontology annotation, biological process: DNA replication.
AUGGCGUCUACGUCUAGGCAGUCGACCAGGAGACUCAAGGUCAAUGGAUCCAGUAUCGAGGACAGAUUUGAGGAAGACGGCGGCGACGAGGCGAGCGCUUCUCACCUCGUCUCCUUCCUUACUGGCUAUGAUACUUCUCGAACGGGUCGAGAUGUAGACGAAGAUGAGGACGAAAGUGAGGAUGACAGGAAGGAUGGAGAGAAGAGUGAGGAUGAAGAGGACGACUAUGAAGAUCCAGAUGAGGAUGGCGAGAUUGAUCUGACACCGUCUAAGAGGAAUCGUACGGGUCUGGUGGGAUUACCCAGCUCAGGACGAUCCACACCUAGAUCUAACCGAAGUACGCCCGUGAAGCGGAAACAGACUCCAAUGACUGGUGGUAUGGGAGGUGAUGGGGUUGCGUCGGAUGAAUACGGCUACAUCAAGACUUCUCGAGCGGAUGCCUAUUUUUUAUCGCAUUCCAAGUCGUCAAGGACAUCCGGAAAUUCUUAUUCAUCGCUUGUCAGGCCACUCUCGCAAGCGACAUACGAAUCACACGCUUCAUCGGCUCGAUCUAAGGGCAAAUCGAAGGCCUCUAUCGAGAGCCUCUUGGCGUUCCACGCGCUUAAAUUCGAUCAAUGGGAGUUGGAAUUGGAAGAAGGAUUCAAUCUCCUACUUUACGGCUAUGGAAGUAAAAGGAGACUGAUCAACCGUUUCGUCAAAGAUCGACUGGCCUACAGGGGUCACUGUGUAGUUGUGAAUGGACAUUUCCCACAGCUCGGCAUUCGAGACAUUCUGAAUCAGAUAGACGACACACUAGGUGUGUCACAGAAUAUCCCCGUUCCACCUCUGGCGACGUCUCCUCUGGAUCGAUCCGCCCAUAGGAUAUACAGCUACUUUCUUCCUCCGGAAGCCCUAUCCUCCACCCAUGGUUCUCAAUACCCAACGGCCGACGCUCCACUCUACCUUGUCAUCCAUAAUAUCGACUCUCCGACUCUACGAACACCUCGUUCUCUCGCCAUUCUCUCGCUCUUAGCUUGCUGUCCGCGUAUACAUCUCCUCGCUUCAUUCGACCACAUCCAUACUCCUCUUCUCUUCUCCACGACAAUGAAUGAUACUCCCCCUCAUCAUUAUGAAACGGGCUCAUUCACAGGUACCCCAUCCCCAGAACGAGGCUUCAAUUGGCUGUAUCAUAAUUCAACGACCUAUGACGACUAUGACCUCGAGUUGACGUAUCAGCGCCUGACGUCUAAAGCUGCCCUUGGAGGCAUCUCUUCAUCCUCAGUGACGGGUAUAUCCGAGGAAGGAGCCCUUCAGAUCCUCCGAUCUGUUCCCCCGAUGGCAUUGCGUCUCCUCAAACUGCUCUUGUCCAAACAACUUGCAUCUUUACCGCCAGAACCGAGAUUUCACGUCGCUCAUCCAGCAUCUCAGACCUCGCCGUCAUUCGCGAUCGACAAUGAUAUUCUCCAGCGGCUUGCCCGUGAGAAAUUCAUUGCUCGGGAAGAGGAGCGAUACAAUGCCUUGAUGGGAGAGUUUAAAGACCAUGGAAUGGUCGUAGAGGCUCAGGCCGAUGCAGAAGGUAGGACGGGGAGAUGGGUCUGGGUACCACUCGGCAAGGCUGCGAUUGAGAGGAUACUCGAGACGAUGCACGAAACCGAAGUGUAA